GAUGAUCGCCGCCGACGGCGCCAUCGUCGGCGUCGGCAUCGACACGCCCUCACUGGACCCGGGCACCAGCAAAGUGCUCCCCGCCCACCAGGCGCUGUUCCGGCGCAACAUCUUCGGCCUAGAGCACGUGGGAGACAUGAGCCGGGUGCCGGCCACCGGCGCCACGAUCCUGGCGUUGCCGAUGAAGAUUGGCGGCGGCAGUGGCGGGCCCUGCCGCGUGCUCGUGCGCCUGCCGUAGCCGCUGGUGAACAGCGACCUAGCAGCCACCUAGCAGCCACCUACCAGUCC
Messenger RNA from Pollicipes pollicipes, 288 nucleotides. Its product is annotated as kynurenine formamidase-like. The transcript is spliced from 2 exons. Gene Ontology annotation, molecular function: arylformamidase activity. The record is from RefSeq and is a predicted model, not a curated record. Bases 2 to 238 code for a protein of 78 amino acids. Lineage: Eukaryota; Metazoa; Arthropoda; Thecostraca; Pollicipedomorpha; Pollicipedidae.